AUGUCUGUUCUCAGGUCCCAGUCCUCUAGUCUGAGAGAAGUGGAAGUGAGUAACAACAACCUGCAGGAUUCAGGAGUGAAGCUGCUAUCUGCUGGACUGAAGAGAUCAUACUGUGUGCUGGAAAUUCUCAGACUGAGAGUCUGUAACCUCUCAGAGAGAAGCUCUGCAGCUCUGCCUUCAGUUCUCAGGUCCCAGUCCUCUAGUAUGAGAGAGCUGGAAGUGAGUAACAACAACCUGCAAGUUUCAGGAGUGAAGCUGCUGUCUGCUGGACUGAAGAGGAGACUCAAGCAUACUCAAAUUACUCAGGGUGGACCAUGUUGGACUGCAGAGACUGAAAUCUGGUCUGGGUUAGUGGAUGCCUGUGAACUGAAACUGGACAAAAAAACAACAAACAGAAAACUCAAACUGUCUGACAACAACAGGAUUAUGGGUUUUCUGAGUGAAGUCUACAGCCUGAGCGGACUCUCUAGAAGUCUGCAAAAAGUCCGCUUAAGGCUCCUUGAGGACUUGAUGAAUGGUGGGUUUGGACAGACCUCAGCACUUGCAGACCUCCCAGAAAUUAACCCACAAUGUCCGCAAGUCUGCAGGUUCACUGAAGUCCGGACGUUUGGGUUCAGCCUACAUGUCAUCACGACCUGUUGUGCUUUUUUCUUGAAGGACUCAGUUGAACUGAGGAGAAUUUAUCUUUUAAUAAAACCUUUAUCAUUUUAAAUCAGUGUUUCCUGUCACAUGAUUUAGAGAGGGGCUGUGAUAGGACAGUUCAUGUACAGAGAGAGCUGUCAGUCAGUCAGAGAGAGCGAGGCUCCUGUUUUAUUCAUUGUGAACCUCGAUCAUCCGAUUGAGGUGAAAGACACUAAAGUGGAGUCAUUGAUUAUUUAUCAGCCUGAACAACAAGCGGAUAAUGGAGCACUCAGUGUGUGUGUGUGUGUGUGUGUGU
This is a messenger RNA of Thunnus maccoyii (southern bluefin tuna), 937 nucleotides long. RefSeq names its product ribonuclease inhibitor-like. The coding region runs from base 1 to 711 and encodes 236 amino acids. NCBI's taxonomy places the organism in Eukaryota, Metazoa, Chordata, Actinopteri, Scombriformes, Scombridae. Gene Ontology annotation, molecular function: protein binding. The transcript has 6 exons. The record is from RefSeq and is a predicted model, not a curated record.